ACGAAACCAUUAGUCAUGUGGAGGUAAAGGAGGCAACGUCUCUCCAUCCCUCCCUCCUUCCCUCCCUCUCUCCCUAACUCACUCAUUAGCAAGACUUUUAAUCAAGAAGAGAAAUAACCGUGAACAACAACAACAUAACUACAACUACUUCUACUACUACUACUACUAUUGCUACUACUACAACUACGAAGAGGAGAGUGUUGAGUGGUGUUUGUGCUGGUGGUGAAGAAGUGACUGUAUUGGUGAUUUGAUAAGUGGUGGGGGUGGGGGGGGGUGACGGUGGUGGUAGUGGUGGUGACGGUGGUGGUGACGGUGGUGGUGGUGGUGGUGGCGGUGAUCAACAGAAGAAGGACGAAGUAAUGCAGAACUUUCUUCAAGACCCGCCCGGCGUGGUGGGGUGGCUCGCUAUGGACGCCCCCAAAGUCACGAACCUGCUGGCCGGACGUAAGUGGGUUUCGAAGUGGGGUCCCGCGAAGGUGGUGGACAGUGUGCUGAGAGGCGUGGCGCAGGUGGUCUUCGUCAACAACCCGGUCUCUGGUCUCCUGGUUCUCGUGGGUCUCUACCUCGCCGACGUGACUGUGGGCUGCGCGACCAUCUUCACAUCCCUAGUGGCUGUCUUUGUGGCAAAGGCCGUGCUCGCCCUGCCCAACAGUCAGAUGGGCGCGGGACUGCCGGUGUUCAGCGCGGUGCUCGUGGGCUCCGUCACCACCGCCCUCUACCCCGGCACCUUCCACGCCCCCCUCACGCCCGCCACCUGGGCCUACAUGGGGCUGGCCGCGGCGCUCAGCGUCUGCAUCUACGCUGGUCUCGGGCACAUCCUCGGCGCUCACGACCUCCCCGCCUACACCCUCCCUUUCAACAUCGCCACAUCCCUCAUAUUCUUGGGCAUGCAGGGGGCUGGGUACGAGGGGAGCGAUACUACAACAGCCCCCCCUGACCCCAGCCCCCUCGCCUCCACCGCCCUGCCCCUGGAUGCUGGGUUUAAUGGGUCGUAUGUGGGUCUGUUUGAUGUCUUCGGGGCUGUGUCAAGGGAGGAAGGGGGAGGAGGAGCUUUGAAUGGGAUAAGAUGGGAUAAGGUGUGGCUGGGGGCGCUGCUGUCGGCGGGUCAGGUGUGGGCGGUGAAGAGUGUGUGCUGCUCCGGGCUGGUGCUGCUGGCCAUGCUGCUGUGCUCGCCGCUGCUGACCGCCGUGUGCUGUGUGGGCGGCACGCUGGGCUCACUGACGGCGCUGGUGGUGUCCUCGCCUCCCCACGACCUGAUCUACUCGGGCGUGUGGGGGUACAACGGGUUUCUGGCGGCCGGGGCGAUGGUGUUCUUCGUGGUUCCCGGCCCUCGCGUAGUGCUGCUGGCGGUGCUCAACGCUGUGCUGGCCACCUUCACGCAGGCUGCCAUCACCCCCGUCUUUGCGCAGGUCGCUCGUCACGUCGUCGGGGGCGUAGGUAAGAAGGGCCGAUGUUCCCCCUGACACACGUGAGACCUAAACUGGGUGCGCUAUGUUAAUACGUCUCCAAUCACCCCGCUAAGUGGAUACAGGUGAAUGU
Molecule: messenger RNA, 1539 nt
Organism: Eriocheir sinensis (Chinese mitten crab)
Lineage: Eukaryota; Metazoa; Arthropoda; Malacostraca; Decapoda; Varunidae
Product: urea transporter 2-like
Exons: 9
Coding region: 360-1463 (367 amino acids)
Biological process (GO): urea transmembrane transport
Cellular component (GO): membrane
Molecular function (GO): urea transmembrane transporter activity
Source: RefSeq, a predicted model, not a curated record